This is a messenger RNA of Acanthosepion pharaonis, 1437 nucleotides long. Lineage: Eukaryota; Metazoa; Mollusca; Cephalopoda; Sepiida; Sepiidae. The record is from the annotation of a GenBank genome assembly.
AUGUUCUGUAUUGAUAUGAACUAUAUGUUCUGUAUAAUUGUUUCUUUUUUCUGUUUCUUUUUUCUUUCUUUCUUUUCGCAUUCAUUUCUCUAUCUUUCCUUCUCUUUCUUUUUCCUUACGCUUUCUCAUCCCACUUCUACUUUCUCCAUCACCUCUCCCCCUUUUUUUUCCAUCCUUAUGUUUUUUCUCUCUCACUCUCUUCAUCUAUCUUCUCAUCCUCUAUCUAUCUAUCUAUCUAUCUAUCUAUCUAUCUAUCUAUCUAUCUAUCUAUCUAGUCAGUUUCUUCCAAUCUCUCUCUGUAUUUAUCUGUCUUGUUAUCUUCUUAUCAGGCUCUUCAGAUACAUGUCAGUUUCUUCUAAUCAAUCUAUCUUGUCCAUCUCUUCUAAUCUAUCUAUCUAUCUAUCUUGUCAGCCUCCGACAAUCUAUCUAUCUAUCUAUCUAUCUAUCUAUCUAUCUAUCUAUCUAUCUUGUCAGCCUCCGACAAUCUAUCUAUCUAUCUAUCUAUCUAUCUAUCUAUCUAUCUAUCUAUCUAUCUUAUUUCUCAGUGUUUGCCUUUUUUGCUAUCUAUCUAUCUAUCUAUCUAGGAAAAAUAAUUAUAGUUUCAUUAUCUAUCUAUCUAUCUAUCUAUCUAUCUAUCUCUGUUUAAUCACAUGUAAAUUCUAUCUAUCUAAUCACAUUCUUUUCAUUAGCUCUCUAUCUAUGGUAAUUUCUAAAAAAUCUAUUCAUAUCUAUCAAUCUAGCGAGCGAUUGUUUUUUUUUUCUUCGGAUCUAUCUAUCUAUCUAUCUAGUCUCACUCUCUCCUUCUUCUACGACAUGUGUAGCUCUCUUCUUCGUCUACGACUUCCCUCUCCUUCUACGACAUGUGUAUCACUGUCCUUCAUCUACGAUAUAUCUAGCUCUUUCCUUCCUUCUUCUACGACAUGUGUAGCUCUCUUCUUCGUCUACGACUUCUCUCUCCUUCCUUACAAUUUAUGUAGCCCUCUCCUUCUACGACAUGUGUAUCACUGUCCUUCAUCUACGAUAUAUCUAGCUCUUUCCUUCCUUCUUCUACGACAUCUCUCUUCUUCGUCUACGACUUGUGUAGCUCUCUCCUUCCCUUACAAUUUAUGUAGCCCUCUCCUUCUACGACAUGUGUAUCACUGUCCUUCAUCUACGAUAUAUCUAGCUCUUUCCUUCCUUCUUCUACGACAUGUAGCUCUCUUCUUCGUCUACGACUUGUAUAGCUCUCUUCUUCGUCUACGACUUCUCUCUUCUUCGUCUACGACUUGUAUAGCUCUCUUCUUCGUCUACGAUUGUGUAGCUCUCUCCUUCCCUUACAAUUUAUGUAGCCCUCUCCUUCUACGACAUGUGUAUCACUGUCCUUCAUCUACGAUAUAUCUAGCUCUCUCCUUCUUCUACGACAUGUGUAGCUCUCUUCUUCGUCUACGACUUGUAUAG